Molecule: messenger RNA, 719 nt
Organism: Mytilus trossulus (common blue mussel)
Lineage: Eukaryota; Metazoa; Mollusca; Bivalvia; Mytilida; Mytilidae
Exons: 5
Coding region: 1-561 (186 amino acids)
Source: RefSeq, a predicted model, not a curated record
AUGGCAGAUUUUAUAGAAUUAGCCAGGAAAAUGAGAUGUAGGUUUUGUUAUUCUAACACAUCAGAAAUUACAGAACUCAAUCCAUUAUACUUGAAAACAGGACAUGUCAGGAAAGAUAACUCCGGACAUUCACUACCGGAAGUUGAUCUACUCGUGUCAAAAACAUUGGCAAAACUGUAUUGUUUUUCACUUUGUACUCAUUAUCUAGGACUUUUGUCUCCAUCAGACAGUGAGGACCAUCCUACUGACCAUCCUACUGACCAUACAGAUGAAAUCAAAGUUCUGUCUCUAAAAAGAAAAUUGCCUGCUGCUGCAUUCAAUUUUUCUCUGUCAGAGAAUGACUACAGUGAAGAAUUCAGCCCCAAUGACUCUGAAAGUACACAGCAAGUUUUGUCACCACUAAAAGGAGAGCUACCUGCUGCAGAAGCAUUUUCACCAUCAAUAUUAAAGAAAGACCAUUUCCGCCAAGGGGGUAACCUUAUAUGUGACUAUUUUUACAACACUUAUAUUCAACUUACAGUUAAAAUCUUGCCAUAUUUGGAAAGAGGAAGUCUGAUUUAACAUUUAUAGGUAAGUAAAACAAUUUUAUUUCUUGUUUUCUGUUUUUAAUUAAAUAGGGUCACUUUUUCUGAAUUUUGUAAAAAUGUUUGAUUUUCAAAGUACAUUACCAUACCAUUAAAAAAUAGUCCAGACUGUUUUUUCUAAGAGAUAGAAAGAAA